This is a messenger RNA of Closterium sp. NIES-67, 1214 nucleotides long. The record is from the annotation of a GenBank genome assembly. NCBI's taxonomy places the organism in Eukaryota, Viridiplantae, Streptophyta, Zygnematophyceae, Desmidiales, Closteriaceae.
UGCGCAUCGAAGCAAGCAACGGGCUGCAUGGCAAAGAAGAUCGAAGACCGCGUCGCUGGAGAGGCCAGGCACCACCGCUCAAGCAGCAGUGCCAACCUUUCGAAGCAGCAUCAAGGCGCGGCCACCACCUCCAAGGCUGCCUUCAGGGCCGCUCCCUUUACAACAAGAGCAUCCAAUCCUACUGCGGGUGCUGCAGGCGCCGCUGCAUCUGCUGCUGCUUCCACCGCUGCGGCUGCCGAUGCCUCUACCACUGCGGCUGCUGCUGCGGCUGCUGCUGCGGCUGCUUUGGGAGGAUUGAAAGAGGGCGAGGUGGUUAACACUGUGGAGGAGAGGCCACGGACUGAGAUGCGAGUGAGUACAGCCCGUGAUGAGCUGAGAGAAGAUGAGGGGUUGAAAUACAGGCACCUGCAUGCUUCCCACCAGCAGCAUUUCCAGCAGCAGCAGCAGCAGCAGCAGCAGCAGCAGCAGCAGCAGCAGCAGCAGCAGCAGCAGCAGCAGCAGCAGCAGCAGCAGCAGCAGCAGCAGCAGCAGCAGCAGCAGCAGCAGCAGAUGGGGUCGCAGCUUCAGGAGCAGCAGCAGCUGCGGCGAGCUUCAAUGGGGCUGUCUGUGCGGCGCACACCUCUGCACGGACUGAGUACAACACCAGGCCCGGACAUCAAGACCAGCUGUGCUCUCACCAGCGCUAGCAUGAGCAUGCAUUCCUGCUUUAAGGGGGCCAGCAGCUGUGCCUACCCAGGUCAGUUGAACGGGGUUGAGAGCAACGGCAUGGGCAUGGGCAGCACGGGUAGGCGCUGCUUCACCGAUUCGUGGCAACGCAGUGAGAUGGGUGAUGCUGGGCAUCGGGCUGAGGAGCAGGUUGGGGGUUUGGUUUCGGUUCCGAGUGGGUGCCUCGAUGAGCUGUACUUGGCCCCAGAUGAGCUGUACCUUACCCCGGAUGACAUCAGCAAGUGUGAGGUCAUGAUUCAAGGUAGCGGGGACCUGGAGAUGAUGUAUGUGCCGGCUGCUGCGAAUGCAUGCAGCAACAUGGAUUCCAUGGUGUUUGAUUGCACAAAGGAGGAGCUCUACAGGGCGCAGAGGGCACUGCAGUGAGGUUGUGGCUCUACGAGCUGAGGGUUCACCUUUCAUCUUAAGUUUACUAUGGCUUGUUUUAGUCUGACUUGUGAAGUGUUCUAAUUUGAACGUUGAUAAGUUUAUGUGUAUUCUCUAAUGGUGUG